AUGGGUCAUCACAUCACUAUUUUUGGCCUUUUAGAAUUCCAUUUCUUAGUUAACCUUUUUAAUCUUUGCGUAUUAAUUUGUUCAUUUACAUUCUUUACAGUUGUUCCCUUCUGCCAGCCAGGCUACAAUGGCUGUUCUAAAUAUGCUUCGUGCAUUGCACAAGAUAAAACAUAUUCAUGUCAGUGUUGGGCAGGAUUUCGUGAUCUAAGUCCUCUUGUCCCAGGAAGACAAUGUGAAGAUAUUAAUGAAUGUGAAGGAAAUAAUUUGUGUUCCUAUUUGGCUUCCUGCAACAAUACAAUUGGGAGUUAUAAGUGUCAAUGUUAUCCUGGCAUAAAGGAUUUGAAUCCUACCAAUCCUGGGCGAGAAUGUCAAGAUCCCAUCUUGUGUUUCAACACACCCAACCUGUGUUCACAGUCCACUAAAUGCUUCCAGUCACAACGUGCUUUCAUCUGUUCAAGUAAACAAGCAUUUGCUUGCAACAUUUCAUUCAAAACAUGGAAAUUUGUAUCUCCUGACCUUUAUGACUCUGAAAAUGAGAUCUAUAAGAAUCUGACUGACAGAAUCAGAAACACUGUAAUGGAAGGAAUGAAAAUGAAGCUUGGAGAGGACACCUUUGAUGUUUUGAUGUUUGGAUUCCGACCUGGAAGUGUAAUUGCAUACUUCACAUUUCUGUGGCAAGGAAAACACACCAUUGAUGAAAGAAUAUUUGUAGCAAAUUUAACAGAAGUUGUGAGAGAUAUGCUUGAUAACCAAACAAAAGUAACAGUUGAAGCAAUUCCAACAUCACAACCACUGGAAGAAGAUUCAACCUGGAAAACAGGAGUAAUUGUCCUUGCUGUGCUGUUUUGCAUUGCCUUAAUAGCUAUCCUGUUAAUAAUCUCAGCAUGGCUUUAUAUGAAAAAUAGGACUGGCAAAUACAGUAGUGAACCACAAGGAUUCACAGGAAACUUUACAUAUAGAAACUUAUAACCACCAUUUCCAUUGCUUUCAAAUGCUGAACCAUUUUUCAUUGAACAUUGUAUAGUUAUUAGAAUGCAAAUAACAAGGAUUAGAGAUGAGCAUCAAUAAAACUACAGAUUAUAUUUCAAUAGGAAAGAAAAUGGAUAUGAUUCACUGGAAUACCCCUUGUUGCUUAAGAGAACAUUAUAAAAUUUAAUGAAACAUAA
Anolis carolinensis (green anole) is the source of this 1166-nucleotide messenger RNA. RefSeq names its product prolow-density lipoprotein receptor-related protein 1. The transcript is spliced from 7 exons. The record is from RefSeq and is a predicted model, not a curated record. Lineage: Eukaryota; Metazoa; Chordata; Lepidosauria; Squamata; Anolidae. Gene Ontology annotation, molecular function: calcium ion binding. The coding region runs from base 1 to 969 and encodes 322 amino acids.